This is a messenger RNA of Diabrotica virgifera virgifera (western corn rootworm), 1541 nucleotides long. RefSeq lists its product as uncharacterized. The coding region runs from base 73 to 411 and encodes 112 amino acids. The transcript has 3 exons. The record is from RefSeq and is a predicted model, not a curated record. Lineage: Eukaryota; Metazoa; Arthropoda; Insecta; Coleoptera; Chrysomelidae.
AUAUAAAACCUAACAGAUCAACUAAAACUAUUGGUUUACUCCUAAAAACACACAGUUUUCAAGUUUAUCAAAAUGUCCAAAAUUGUUUUUAUUUUAGGUGUCGUAAGUUGUCUUGUAGGACAUAUUCAAAGUGAGGAUGUGGUCGCAUGUCAAAAUACGGCGAAACCAGGAUACAUGCAGAAUGACGAAAAACUCUCAAUGGAUUAUAAUCAACCGAUACAUGUACGCUACCCUACCACUGGAUUCUAUACAUCACAGAUUACAUGUAUACUGAUAAAGGAUCUUUACAAAGGUACUAGUAUACCAGUAGUUACUCCAGGAAUUGGGUUUAACUAUGUGCACGUUGAUAUUGCUUCUGGUUUAUUCACAAAACUAUACUACGAAAUUAAAGUUUACACUCAAAUAGAGUAACCUACCUCCGUUUAAGUUAAAAUUAUACACACGGUGUUUGGUAAAGAUUGGGCCAUAGCUUAACCUCAGAUUUCUGAACAAUAGGUCGAUUUAAGCUAACUUUUAUUUAUUUAUUCUUGAAUAUUUCCUAACAGUCAUGGGAUAACAGCAUGAAAUUUUGUUGGCGGGAUUUUUUGGGAUGAGAAAUCUAAAUUCUACCACCAAAAAUAAUGUAUUACCCAGAGGGCGCCACACACGCUUUUCAGCGCGCUCAUUUAAUACGUUCAAUGUUUUUUACCCAUUCUAAAUACGUGUAUAUUAAAACUUUUAUUCUCUUAAUAUUUUUACUUAAAAAAAUAUACUACAAUUAUCCCGCUACACUCAACCGUUUAACCGUUUAACGCAGUUUAACCUGUAAUGUAACACAAUUUUAACAUAAUAUCAUUGUAGUUACACCCGAAAAAUAAAAUUAAACCAUAAUAAUUUCCAAAAAUGUAUCGCAAAUUCCUUUAAAUGGUAUUUGCGAUGCAAUGACAUAAAUAUAAGAAUUUGCACAAUUAUUAUUAGGGUUUCAAGUUUAUUUUUCGGGUGUAACAACAAUGAUAUAAUGCAAAAAAUUAUGUUGCGCCGCAGAAUUAAAAUGCGUUUAUCUCGAAAAGAGUUGAGUUUAGCAAGAUAACUGUAGUAUACCUUUUUUAAGUAAAAAUAUUAACAGAAUAAAAGUUUUAAUUCAAACAGUAAUGUAGAGUGGGGAUAAAAAAAAUGCAAGUAAUAAAUGAGUGCUGAAAGACGUAUGUGGCGCACUCUGGGUAAUACAUCAUUUUUGGUGACCAAUUUAGAUUUCUCGUCCCAAAUAUCCCCCAUUUAUCAAAUUUCGUGUUAUUAUCCCAUGUCUGUCAGGAAAUAUUCAAGAAUAAAUAAAAUAACUUUGUUUAACUUUGACACCCUGUGUUUUGGUUAUUAUCAACUUUCGUAUUAAGGUAAGUUAGCUUAAAUCGGCCUAUUUUAAGAUCAGGAAUCUAAGGUUAAGCUAUGGCCCAUUCUUUACCAAACACCCUGUAUACCUUAAAAUUAUAUAUUUUACAACAAUACGGCAUAUUUAUUUUAUUUACUCACUUUGAUAUUUGUCGACAUUACACAAAAAAAUAACA